AUGAUGGCCGGACGCAUGUUGCAGACGGACUUUGCAGCACCACAGCUGCCGUGCCCGGCCGUGCCGCUGCUCGUGGUCAAGCCCGAGCCGCCCUGGUUCUCCGACAUGCCGCAGCCGGCAGAUUUGAUGUUUCAGCAGCAGCAGCAGCAGCAGCAGCAGCAGCAGCAGCAGCAGCAGCAGCAGCAGCAGCAGGAGCAGCAGCACCAGCACCAGCACCAGCAGCAGCAGCAGCACCAGCACCAGCAGCAGCAGCAGCAGCAGCAGCAGCAGCAGAAGGCUACAUGGGUACGGACCGCGCCGCCAUCUCCACGCGGCUGCGGCCGCAGCAGCUGCCCGCCCACCACACACGACGACCCUGUCGCAUCGCUGCAGGCGCGACUCAAGCACGUCCGCACGCGAGGCGGCGGCGGCGGCCCCGCCACCUGGCGGGGCGGCGGCGUUGCGCAGGAGGCGCAAAGCGCGCCUGCAGGGCUGGCGGGCUUCCCUGUGCUCGGCCCGGCAAGCGCCAACUGCAGCGCGCCCGCGAGCGACGCCAGCACGCCGCAGCCGCGGACUAGCUCUGGUGACGCCGCCGGCGGGCCGUGCAGCGUGGCUGCACCCCUGUCUGUCAUAGGCGCCAGCGGCGCCGGCGGCGCGACGAGCAGCGGCGGGACGCCGACGUUGGGCGGCCGUGGCGGCUUAGUCAGCAGCGCUCCAAGCCCCUUCUUGCACACGGGCCCCGCCCACGCCACGCGGCCCGGCUGCGGCGCGGCCCAUUCUCCCGCGGCGUCAGUCGGUUGUGUGUUCUCGGCGCUCGCCGUCGGGUCCACGCCCGAGCAGCCGGGCGCGGCGCCGUCGCAGUGGGCGGCGGGGCGCCUGCAGCAGUUCUACUCCAAUGAUGGCGGCGCUAACGCGGAGCCGGCGUCGCUAGCAGGUGCCAGCCUGGCGGAGGAUGACUUCAUCGACAACCCCAUUCUCGCCGGGCUCUGGGCGCCCUGCUGCGCCGGGCCCGACCCCGCCCCUCCCUAUGCGCACGCAGCGCAGGUGCCCCUGGUGUGGAUGGCAGGCGCGCCGCUGCUGUCUCUUGGCGCAGGGAUGGCCACGGGGGCGGCCGCGGCAGCGGCGGCGCCGGCGCCGCCCAUUUCUAUGGAGCAGGUUGCCGCGCAGCUCAGCGCGUUGCAGCAGCAGCAGGCCGCGCUGCGGCAGCAGCUGGUGCAGCAGCAGCAGCGGCAGGCCGCAGCGGCGCAGCGGCAGCGACAGCAGCAGCAGCAGCAGCAGCAGCAGCAGCAGCAGCAGCAGCAGCAGCAGCAGCAGCAGCAGCAGCAGCAGCAGCAGCAGCAGCAGCAGCAGCAGCAGCAGCAGCAGCAGCAAGCGGCUUACGCGUCGCCGGGCAUGCUGCCAACAGCCUCAUCACUGGCAGCCCAGGCCGCCGGCGCCUGCAGCCUCACGUGGGGCGACUCUGGAGGCCGCGAGCAGGUACUGCAGGCCUUGAGCGCCCAGAUCAGCGCCAUGAGCCCUGAGUUGCGUGCCCAGCUGCAGCAGCAGCUCGAAGUGACCACCUCUGGCGCCCAGCCCCGGGCGGCUGCGCCGGGGCGACCGGCAUCCCCAGCGGCGGCGCCGCGCGGAGGCGGCGGCGGGGGCGGCGGCGGCGGCGGCAUGCUGCAUGGGCGGUCUCGGCUGUCUGCAACGAGCGCGACUGCUGCGGACGAGCCCAUGAGAACCGAAGGGGCGGAGGCGGCGAUGGAAGACGACAACCCACCCCUGCAGACGCCUGCGCCCGCGCCCGCGCCCCUGGCAGCGGCGCGGCCGCAGUCGCCCGCCGCCCGGCCGCCCGCUCUUGCUGCGCUCUCGCCGCCAGAGUGCUCGAGCCCGCUCAAACGCGGCAGCGGCGGGGUUUGUGACGGCGGCGCGCCGUCGAAGCGGCUGCGCGGCCUGCCGCAGCCGCCUUCUUUCGCAACCCUGGUGCAGGCUGACUUGGCGCUCGACGACGCGGUGGCCUGGGCGCUGCAGGCCUCGUUCUGCGGAGCUGUGCGGGGGCCGGACGGGCGGCCCAUCAUAGAAAUCGACAGCAGCGAGGCGGCGGUCCCGGACCAACGCCAGGCGGGCCGCCUGGACGAGCCAGAGUGGCCGCAGCCGCCCGCGACUGGUUGA
Monoraphidium neglectum is the source of this 2130-nucleotide messenger RNA. RefSeq lists its product as hypothetical. Lineage: Eukaryota; Viridiplantae; Chlorophyta; Chlorophyceae; Sphaeropleales; Selenastraceae. Gene Ontology annotation, cellular component: microtubule; spindle pole; centrosome. Bases 1 to 2130 code for a protein of 709 amino acids. The record is from RefSeq and is a predicted model, not a curated record. Gene Ontology annotation, biological process: positive regulation of cytokinesis. The transcript has a single exon.